Molecule: messenger RNA, 4232 nt
Organism: Rhagoletis zephyria (snowberry fruit fly)
Lineage: Eukaryota; Metazoa; Arthropoda; Insecta; Diptera; Tephritidae
Source: RefSeq, a predicted model, not a curated record
UUCAGAUUGCAUUCAAUUGUCGGGGAAUGAAGCGAAACGAAUUGUUGCUAGUAUUUACGGUGUUUUGGUCCAUUAUUGGCCAAAUACGAACAGAAGCACCAGAAGUUUGCCUCGGACGCUCGAGUUGUGUCGUUGGUAAAUAUGAGCGAGGCUUUCAAAGAAAUCUAUACGAAGCUUUUUUGGGCAUACCAUAUGCUAAACCGCCAACUAAUGAACUAAGAUUCAGUAAUCCGCAAGAAGUCCAGCUGUGGAAAGGCACAAUUUCUGUUAAAAAUCCAAAGCCAGACUGCAUACAAAAAGAUUAUAUCGAUACCAAAGCUCGCAUUAGCGGAUCAGAGGAUUGUCUGUAUUUGAACGUCUACCGUCCCUUGAAUUCAGGUGAUAGGAAGUUACCGGUUUUGUUUUAUAUUCAUGGAGGUGGAUUUUUCAGUGGCUCUGCCAGUCCUCAAGCCGAAGGACCGGAGUAUUUCAUGGAUACAGAUGAUGUUAUAUUGGUUGUACCAGCUUACCGUUUAGGCCCAUUUGGUUUCCUUAGUACUAACGACGAAGAAAUGCCCGGUAAUUUCGGCCUCAAGGAUCAGAAUUUAGCCCUCAAAUGGGUUCAAAAAUACAUUAGCGCAUUCGGUGGUGAUCCCGAUCGUGUGACUAUCUUUGGACAUAGCGCGGGUGCUGCAGCUGCACAUUAUCACUUGUUGAGUCCUGCCUCAAAAGAUUUAUUCCGAAACGCUAUUUUGAUAAGUGGCGCCGCAAACUCUCCAUUUGCUAAGCCCAUUGACAAUCAAACAUCGAACGUCAUUGAAUUGGCGGAAGCUGUCGGCAUAAGAGACGCUGCAUAUCUAACUUCGAAAGGUUUAGUAAGGGCUUUACAGAGAAUAAAUCCAACUAGGCUGUUAAAAGCUGUCGACAAGUUGAAAUCAUGGAAUAUCUAUCCUUUGCCGACUUUCCAUCCAAGCAUUGAGCAAAGCUCAUGGAGGGAUUCAUUUUUAACGGCAGAUCCAUCAUCAUUGAGCAUAGAAAAACCAUGGAUCAUAGGACACGUACCAUCGAAGGGCGAAGGCGUGCCCAUUGCACUUCGUCUGGCAACAAAUCCAUCAUUGCGCGCUAAAUUCAAUGCCGACUUUGAUAAGUUGUUGCGCACCAUAUUAGAACUACCAGAUACCAUUGAUGGAGCCGCUUUAAAUCUGAUAAUCGAAAACUAUCUAAAUGGCGAAUAUAAAUUGAACGACAAAACAUUGGAUGGCUUUCUUGAGCUUUUAGGUGAUGGAAGUUUUAUUUAUCCUACCUACAAAACUAUUCAAUCCCAUUUGAAUUCUGCGGGUGCGCAGAAUCUAAAAGGCAUGAUAAAGUUCGAUUACCGUGGACCGUAUUCUUAUUCAAAACUAUUUACUGACAGCAAUAAAAACUUCAGUACUGUGCACUACGAUGAUGCACUAUUCCUGUUCAGGGCAUCAAGAACAUUCUCAAAGGGUUACACAAUAACAUCGCCCGAGGCAGCUGUUGUUAAACGUUAUGUGGAUCUUUAUGUGGAAUUUGCAAAAACUGGAAAUGUUAAAAAGCUUGAGGCUAUUGGCGCAUGCACAAAGGACUCGUUUGAGCAAGGCGCCUGUAAAUAUUUAUCAAUCGUGAAGAGUCCUGAACUUUUCCAAACCGGCAGCACUUCGAAUAUUGAUAGAAUGAAAUUGUGGGAUGAUGUCUACAAUGUUGGUACUUCACCGUCACCGUCGCCGUCACCGUCACCGUCACCAUCCCCUUCGCCUGACCCCACAGAUUCUCCUUCACCGUCACCGUCACCGUCACCGUCACCAUCCCCUUCGCCUGACUGCACAGAUUCGCCUUCACCGUCCCCUUCGCCCACCCCGGCACCUACACCUACAUUUGGAGAAACAACAGGAAUGUUUGCAAUUCUCAUUACCAGAUCGUAUCGAACCAACGCGGAAAUGAGACGAAACGUAUUGAUUUUAUUAUUUUUUGUGUAUUGCUCCAAUUUUAGAUUCACAGGAGCAAUAAUACCGAAAGUUUGCCUCAAUAACUCGACUUGUUUACUUGGAAAAUUUAUGCUCGGCUAUCAAACCAGUCUAUUUGAAGCCUUUUUAGGCAUACCAUAUGCCAAACCGCCCCUUGGUGAUUUGCGAUUUAGUAAUCCAGUAGAAGCAGAACUUCGGAACGGCACAAUUUUAACGAAAAUUCCGAAACCAAAUUGCAUACAAAAAAAUUAUGUCCAGACUGCGGCACCAAUUACCGGCUCUGAGGAUUGCCUUUACUUGAAUGUUUACCGUCCCAAGAACUACACUUCUAAAAAUUUGCCAGUUUUGUUCUACAUUCACGGUGGUGGAUUUUUCAGUGGAUCGGCAAGUCCUUUCGUCGAAGGGCCGGAAUACCUUAUGAAUACAAACGAAGUUAUAUUGGUUGUGCCAGCUUAUCGUUUGGGCCCAUUUGGAUUCCUCAGUACGAACGAUGAAGAAAUGCCGGGAAAUUUCGGUCUAAAGGACCAGAAUUUAGCACUUAAAUGGGUUAACACACAUAUUUCCGCUUUCGGUGGAAAUUCUUCACGUGUAACUAUUUUCGGUCAUAGUGCUGGUGCUGCAUCUGCACAUUUCCAUAUGGUGAGCCCUGCCUCAAAAGGUUUAUUCCAAGGCGCCAUUUUGAUUAGUGGUGACGCAAACGCACCAUAUGCCAAGCCCGUGCCCGAUCCGAAAACUCAAGCCAUUGAAUUGGCGCACUUUGCCGGUGUCAAAGGGGCUGCUGGCCUAAACACUACUGAGCUGGUUAAGGCGUUACGAAAAAUAAAUAAAGUUACAUUACUUUCAGCUAUCGAUAAGUUGAAAAUUAGCAAUCCCUAUCCAUUAGUAACUUUCCGUCCCAACAUCGAAGACUCAAAUUGGCCGAAUGCAUUUUUAACAGAAGAAGCAUUUGCCACUCUUUCCGGCGAUUUUAAUUCCAUAACCGUUCCAACGAUUAUAGGUAAUGUACCUGCAACGGGUGAAGGUAUGGUGCUAGCACUUCGUCUGGCAAGUAAUCAACAAUUGCGAAAUAAAUUCAAUAGCAAUUUUAAACCGUUGUUGAGUGCAAUAUUGGACAUACCAGAGGUAGAGGCUUCAGACGCAGUACUCGAAAAGUUAGUCUCAGUGUAUAUGCAAGGGACGUAUUAUUUGAAUGACUAUACAUUGAAUGGAUUUUGGGAGCUUUUAGGUGAUGCGAAUUUUAUUUAUCCUGCCUACAGAACCAUUAAAUCUAGUUUCAAUAGUGGGAACUCAUGUACAGACACAUCAACUACUGAAUCAGCAACCGCGACGACGGAUAUUUCAACUUCCCAAACAUCGAGUGCAACCGCGACGACGGAUAUUUCUACUUCCCAAACUUCGAGUGCAACCGCAACGACGGAUAUUUCAACUUCCCAAACAUCGAGUGAUGCAGCCGAUAUUUGUCCAGUAAAUGCUUUUUACGCUGAUGCUGUCAUUGGGUCUGAUGAGUUAGAUUCAGAUAUCUCACGUGAGUCGGCGGUUAAUUUGUCAUCAGACAAUUCGCAGGAUUCAUCUUCAGAUGCCACGGCUGAGUGUUUAUCAAAUGUGAUUGGAAUUAUAAAAUACGACUAUCGUGGCCCAUAUUCAUUUUCUAAAAUAUAUACUGGCAGCUAUAAAAACUUUAGUACUGCUCACGGCGAUGAUUCACUAUUCCUGUUCAGGGCAUCGCAAACCUUCCCUUUGGGUUAUGCGAAAACAUCUCCAGAGGCAGCUUUGGUUAAACGUUAUGUGGAUCUUUACGUGGAAUUUGCCAAAACUGGGAAAGUUAAGCAAUUUGAGGAAAUGAACGCUUGCACAAAGGCAUCCUUAGCGGAUGGUCAAUGCCAGUAUUUGUCAAUUGUGAAGGAUGUCGAACCAUUCCGGGUUGAUAGUGCAUGGAAUAUCGAUCGACUGCAAAUGUGGGAUGAAAUAUACAACUAAGCUGUUACAAGUGCAUACCUAAAGUGCCUUACAAAGUUAAAGUAUGCGGAACUAUAAUUUGGUAAUCGGAUAUUUUAACCCUUAACUGGUAUCCUGAAUUUGACGUAUGUAUGUACGUAAAAAACAAAACAUGAUAUGGAGUUCGCACAGCCCCUACAAUAUCAGUUAAUUGUUAGAUAUAAAUGCAUUUCGGUUUAUUAUACAAAAUAUUAAAAAUUAUUCUCAAUGAAAGCAAUGAAUUGACCUUUUUAAUGCAAGAUUUUUUAUCAAUAUCAAUAUAAUUUAUACAAG